Molecule: messenger RNA, 501 nt
Organism: Tetrahymena thermophila SB210
Lineage: Eukaryota; Ciliophora; Oligohymenophorea; Hymenostomatida; Tetrahymenidae
Exons: 1
Source: RefSeq, a predicted model, not a curated record
UAAAUAUUUUUUUCAUAUAAUUUCUAUUUUUGUUUAGUUAAACAACAUAAAAUAUAUCAAUUAAAUGAUUAUUAAAAUAAUAUCAAAUACAUUUAAUAAACAUAUAUUUUUAUUGUAAUUAAAGAAAAUAUAAUCAAUAAUCAAUAUAAGCAAAUAAUUAUGAGUUUUGUUUAGCAAUUUUGGUAAAAAAAUCUAUAGGAAGUAUAUAAGGAUGUCAAGGAAUCAAGAGAUGCAAAAGAAGCUACACUUAAAAGUGAAUGCUUUACUAAAAACUAAAAAAAUUAAGAAGGAUUUAACACUUGUCUUAGAAAUUUCUAUGAUGAAUUUUCUAAAUUUUAAUUAAGAGUAGAAUUUGAGUAAAGAAGAGUUUUUGAAUGCCUUUAAGAACUUAAAAAAGGCGGAGGAGCAAAUUAAGAAGUCUAAAAAAUGUGUCUCAGAGGUGUAUUAGACUAACUUAAGUCACAUGCUAAUAAAUAUAAGGAAAAUAUCUAAAAAAAUUGA